Dracunculus medinensis (Guinea worm) is the source of this 381-nucleotide messenger RNA. The record is from the annotation of a GenBank genome assembly. NCBI's taxonomy places the organism in Eukaryota, Metazoa, Nematoda, Chromadorea, Rhabditida, Dracunculidae.
AUGUUACCUGCAAUCGGCCCAGUGAGUAGAGUGUCCAGCAUUCCAAUUGCACCAACAAGUUGUUCUCGAAUUCGGAGUAGCAAAUCAUUUUUCUCGAGCGUACCAGUUGGUACUGCAGUUGGUAAUACAUUAGGCACUUCAGCUGGCAUUGCAGUUGGCAAUCCACUUGCACUUGGUACUUCGAUUGGCAUUGUGGUUGGUGAAUCGGUUGCAUCAGGUACUUUAGUUAUACGUGGUACUUCAUUGGUACUUGCAUUUGGUGCUUCAUCUGUAAUUGGCGUUUCACUUGUUCUUUCAGUUUUAUUUGCAACGUCAGUUAGAUCGCUUAUUUCCGUUGUAUUUAAGGAUUCUGAAAUGAAGCGAAGUCAAAUGGCGAUUUAA